Molecule: messenger RNA, 2975 nt
Organism: Purpureocillium takamizusanense
Lineage: Eukaryota; Fungi; Ascomycota; Sordariomycetes; Hypocreales; Ophiocordycipitaceae
Gene: RGT1
Product: Glucose-responsive transcription factor
Exons: 3
Coding region: 480-2708 (742 amino acids)
Biological process (GO): DNA-templated transcription
Cellular component (GO): nucleus
Molecular function (GO): zinc ion binding; DNA binding; DNA-binding transcription factor activity, RNA polymerase II-specific
Source: RefSeq, a predicted model, not a curated record
CCACACGCGUGGCCACGGGGCCGAGUUCUUCCUAUUCCGUUGAGCGCGACAGGUCCGUCGCAUUUACCAUCAUCCGGUCCCAAAGCUCCUGCAUGUAAGUCGACACAACACCAGUUGCUUAUCGGCAACGCAUCAACCCUUCGCAAUGCACGGCAAAUAAUUGCUCGGUCGCGCUUCGGCGUAAUUGCAGCACAUUGCCGUUGUUUGGGUACCCGUUGAGCGACACACCGAACUGACAAUGCCUUGCAGCUCGAUCACGCGCGCGCGCUACACGCCCGUUGCGUGUUCCUCAAUCCAGUGGCCGCGAACUAGUAUACUCUGCAGGUAGGGUGACGGCGGAGUGACGUGCCUGGACGGAAGCCCUCUGCUCCAACGCAACGCGAAGCUGUGCUCGAUCGCAGCCACCGCGUCACGAAUCUGGCGCCGGAAGCUUCCUGACAACCUUGUCGGGAUCGACCACCCCACACGUACUGGGCAUCAUGGGCCCUGAUCGAGAGGGCGAGCCGGACGAGGCGGGUGGCCUUACAUACCCGUCUCCGGGUGCGGAGACAAUGGAUGCAGGUCCUUUUUAUCAUGCAAAUGCCCGCGACGGAGCUCAUGAGCACACCGACCAACCAGAGCACCACGCAGAUCAGCAUGACCCCGAGGAGGUGCACACACAGGAGCAGGAGCAGGAGCAGGCUUCCAUGGCGGCGCAGGAAUCAGACACAUCGCACCAGCACGUAUCUCGGCCCACAAAUCUGGAAGAACUUCAGCUCGCUGCCCAGCUAGGGGAUGGUCUGGCUGGCACGUCCAUGAUGUCCAGUACCGAUCCUAGUAUGAAUGUUGAAGACCACAACAUGCGAAACAUCAUGCCCCAUCCCGAGCCAGAGCAACAUCAAGCCCCUCCGUACGUUCAAGACGCGAAUGGUACCGAUCACAUGGGCCAACAUCCUAUGCCGGUUCCAGUCGGCCCGCCAGUCCCGCCUCAGUAUCAGGUACAGGACAGUAUCCCCCCCCGGAAACGCUCCAAGGUAUCCAGAGCUUGUGAUGAGUGCCGGCGCAAGAAGAUAAAAUGCGAUGCACAGUCUGAUACAGGCGAUAGCCCGUGCUCUAGUUGUGCGCGAUCGUCUAUUCGAUGUCUCUUCAGCCGUGUGCCGCAAAAGCGUGGACCUAGCAAGGGUUACAUCAAAGAGCUUGCGGACCGCAUCCAUUCCAUCGAGAACAAACUUGAAUCCGAAGGGAACCUUUCCCAAGACGACAUAGACAAACUCUUCGCCUCAGAGCGCCCACGCAGCCACAGCCAGGUAGGCUCCGGCGAAGACCCGGGCCGGAAACGACCCUUCUCGAGUAUCUCCGUCGGCGACUUCAGCACACCGGUGGUCACUCGGCAAGCGCCGUGGGGCUCGGAGUCCCGAUCUCUCCAGCCAGCGUCCGCUACCUCAGACAGCUUUGCGAAUAACUACGCUAGCAACAAUGGUUUGGCGCCCCGACCAGAAUCCAUCAAACCUGACGAUGGAACGCCUUCAAAAACCCCAGUCGCAAGCAUGGACGCAUCCAUGACUGACGCCGAAGAGCUGCCUAGUAUUGAUGAGGCGGCGAUGGAGGAUUACCUCGCAAAUGUUCAGCCGUUGUAUCCGAUCCUGCCGAACAGCAUGGCAUCGAUGCAGUCGCUACUAGCCCAAUGCUCACCAACCUUGCGUACGGCGUUUUCCAUCGCGUUGUUAUGCGUGGGCCGGAGUAUGGCCGCAGAUGUGAAGCAGGCUGACGACCUGCUUGGUGAACUUGAGAGCUCCGACGAGCCAAGAACCCGGGCAUCCGAAAUUGUCCACGCGCAGACGCUUCUGUUGCUUGCUAUUGAUGCCGACUGGCGGUCGUCCCCGACGCUACCAUUCCUCCUAGGCCGGGCUGUUGCGCUGGCCAACUCGAUGAACCUAUGGCAAUCGAUUCCCGUUGACACGACGGAUGCGGACUCGGAAGACCAACUCCGUGUCAAGAUAUGGUGGACUCUGAUCCUGAUGGAUCGCUGGUACGCUGCGGGGACCGGCAAACCCGCCCUAAUACCCGACAACAGUGUUGUCGCCAGGCCCGGGCUACAGGCCACUGUGGGUGAGGUGUCUUUCCACUUCAUUCGACUUUCGAAACUAUUGAACAGAGUGGCAUAUGUGAUAUCAGCGCUGCCACCUGGCACGACUACGGCGGAGACACCCAUGGCCACGAUUCUCAACGAUUACAUCGAGAAUUAUCGGGAAGACCUCCCGCCACACGUGGAUGCUGCAUCCUACCCCUUGGUACACCUUGCCUACUGGCAUUGCCGUCUUCUGGUGACUCUUUUGACGCCGAGUGCGACAGCCGCGGAUACGAUGUGGCCGACCAAGGAGCUUGUCAAUUUGUUGUCCCUGAACGCCCAACUUCACAGCCCUCUCACCAAUCACUUUGUCUCCCUUGCGGCGCUCUCCCUGAGCCGGCUUGUGAAGUCUGACAACUCCCAUGAGGAGGCAGCACAGCUGAUCAAAGAGAUUACGGAGAAACCCGCCGGCGGCCACUGGGAUGGCGCCAAGGCCAAGCUGGCAGAACAGCUCCGGCCAACAUCUUCAGUUGAGGCGACGGCCAGCCAGGGCUUGCAACAUCUGGCAGAUCUAGCAACGGCACAUGAAGGUAUCGUACCCGGAGAAGGGGAGGUAGCUUUCGGGCCGUCAUUGACGUCUGGCUACCUGGAAGUUUCAUGAGAAGCCACUCGGCGUCAUCCACAAUUGUGGCUGUAAUUGCAACGACAGUGUAAGAUAUGAGGAGGGUCCCGGGUGUUUCGCGGAUGCGAGACCCACAGUCGGCUUAUUACCACUACCAAGACAACGACAUUGACAAAUGUUAUCUCCUUGGAGUUGAGCGAGAAGAAGGAAAGGAUGUAUUGUGCCCUGUCGCCGGUCGUGGGAUUGACUCGCAGAGACUGUGCCGAUAUUUGCAAUAAAAGUUGUCAUCAACCAGAGAACCUGUAA